Molecule: messenger RNA, 864 nt
Organism: Fulvia fulva
Lineage: Eukaryota; Fungi; Ascomycota; Dothideomycetes; Mycosphaerellales; Mycosphaerellaceae
Product: Acetylxylan esterase
Exons: 1
Coding region: 1-864 (287 amino acids)
Molecular function (GO): hydrolase activity
Source: RefSeq, a predicted model, not a curated record
AUGCUUCGCUCUUUAUUAUUACUCAGCCUGGGAUUGCUCUCCACCGCUCAAUUCACAAACAAUCCCAUAAGCAACGCCACAAGCUCGGACUGUCCCACCGAAAACGGCGCUCACAUCAUCGUUGCGCGAGCAUCUGUCGAAGCGCUGGGCUAUGGAAUUAUCGGCCAAGUCAAGGACAAUGUGCUGAAGCAAGUGCCUGGCUCAACUGCUGAAUUCGUCGUCUACCCAGCAACACUGAAUGACUACUUCAACUCCGAAACCGACGGGGUCGUUGGCAUGAGGAAACUGAUCGAUGCAUACGUGGCAAAAUGCGCCAACGCACCGCUCGUCCUGAUGGGCUACUCUCAAGGCGCCCAGGUCACGGCCGACUCGCUGGUUGGUCAACAAGUCGCUGCGUUCCCGCCCAACAGCACCGUCAGCCAGCCUCUUCCAGACAGCACAUUGGAAAGAGUGGCAGCGGCUGUGAUCAUGGGCGACCCGACCUCGAACCUGACUGAAUCUUUCCAUGUGGGAAACGCGACCAAGAAUGGCAUUUUUCCCAGAAAGAACGUAGCCAACUUCGAGGCCACCGGUCUCGCUUCGAGAAUGAAGAGCUACUGCGACGAAGGCGACCCAUACUGCGCAUCCGGCAAGUUCUCAGAGAUCUCGGUGCACCUGAGAUAUGUGCAAGAGUAUGGCGCAGAGGCGACGCAGUUCGUGGUGGAUCAGAUCAAGGCGUACUAUGAGAACGGCACGACUACCGCAUCGAAUGGAACAUCGACUGGAGCACCAGCAGCGACAUACACUGGAUCAGCAUCCAGCGCGCGUUACUCAUCGGUGGCGGGAGUUGUGGCUUUGGGCGCAGUCGUCGCCUACUUGUUGUGA